Molecule: messenger RNA, 2100 nt
Organism: Cricetulus griseus (Chinese hamster)
Lineage: Eukaryota; Metazoa; Chordata; Mammalia; Rodentia; Cricetidae
Source: RefSeq, a predicted model, not a curated record
GUGGACACGGGCUGUGGUUUGGGGCCUGACAGGGCUUGUGUGGGGCUCUGAGGUGACACCCCUGACUGUGUGGGGCUGACCGUUUUUCUUCAACUUAUUUGUCCUGGACAGGGGCAUAGAUCCUGAGCCAGCUGUGUCACCUCAGCAGCCUCGACAUGGACAACAGAAAGCGCCUGGCCUACGCCAUCAUCCAGUUUCUGCACGGCCAGCUACGGAAUGGUGGGCUUUCUCCUGAUGCCCAGGAGAGCCUAGAGGUUGCCAUCCAGUGUCUGGAGACAGCCUUUGGGGUGACAGUGGAGGACAGUGACCUAGCUCUGCCACAGACACUGCCAGAGAUAUUUGAAGCCGCUGCUACCAGCAAGCAGGAGAUGCCACAGGACCCAAGGGGCUCUGACAGGACGCCACCUUCUGAGGAGGACUCCGCUGAGGCAGAGCGCCUCAAAACUGAAGGUAAUGAGCAGAUGAAGCUAGAGAACUUUGAGGCAGCUGUACAUCUCUAUGGCAAGGCCAUUGAGCUCAACCCCUCCAAUGCCGUCUACUUUUGUAACAGAGCUGCGGCCUACAGCAAGCUGGGGAACUACGUGGGGGCUGUGCAGGACUGUGAACGUGCCAUUGGCAUCGACCCAGGCUAUAGCAAAGCCUAUGGCCGCAUGGGCCUUGCACUCUCCAGCCUGAAUAAGCAUGCCGAAGCCGUGGCUUACUACAAGAAAGCCCUGGAGCUGGACCCUGAGAAUGACACUUAUAAGUCCAACCUCAAGAUCGCAGAGCUGAAACUGCGGGAGGCACCAAGUCCCACGGGAGGCGUGGGCAGUUUGGACAUCGCCGGCCUGCUGAACAACCCACACUUCAUCACUAUGGCUUCCAGCUUAAUGAACAGUCCCCAACUGCAGCAGCUGAUGUCAGGCAUGAUCUCUGGUGGCCAUAACCCCUUGGGUACCCCAGGCAGCAGUUCAUCACAGAGUGACUUGGCCAGCCUCAUCCAGGCGGGCCAGCAGUUUGCACAGCAGAUGCAGCAGCAGAACCCGGAGUUCGUGGAGCAGAUCCGGAGCCAGGUGGUGCGCAGCCGGACACCCAGUGCCAGCCAUGAGGAGCAGCAAGAGUGACGCUCAUCUGUGUGGUGAUCCCAUCGAUCUUUGGCCUCCUGGUGUUUUAGCCUUUUCUCCGUCGGGCUGCCCAAGAAAGAGACUGGACCUGCAUGUUAAGACGGACUCAUCCGCUGUUUCUCUUCACCCCCACUUCCAUGUUUGUAUUCGUGCUGGCCCCACCCCUUCCUGGAAGAGAGUCAGCCAGACAGCUACGCACCAGCACCCAUUCCUCCAGCACCUAGGGAAGCUGAGGGGUGGGGGACACAGGGAUCCACGGGGCAUAGCCUGGGUCUUUGGGUCUCAAGCCCCACCCCGCCUGGUUAAAGAGACUUGAAUAGUUGACUCUCAGCCCCCUGGUAAGCAUCCACUGCCAGCCCCAGCUGGGUGCCAGCGUUUUGCGCCCACACUUGGGUUGCUGGUCCUAGCAAGUGCCCCUGCCUGCCUUAUCCCAGUGGCCUAUGCCACACAGGAGAGGCCUGUGACUUGUGCCCCACUUGUGGACGUCCGUGUCUCCUUCCCCACCUUCCCUCCCGUCUCCACAGCCAUCAGCCAGUCCUAAUUUUGUGUGCAGUCCGGCUCCAUUCUCAGCGUGGGCAGAAGACGUGGCCACCCUGGCCCAUACUUGCCCUUCUGUCUUCAAUUUCAUGGGAAUUCGACGUCUGCGGUUGGCAGGCAGUUUUGGAGUAUUGGCCCACAGGCCAUGUUCUCAGCCCCGAAACAGCCACCAGAACCAUUUUUGAUGAGGAGUGGCUCUGUCCAGUGAGUGAGGCCAUGUGGGUAUCCCCACACCCACUCUCAGCACUUGGAGAUGGUGGGGAGGCGAGAUGACGGGACAGCUGACCCAGCAGUGGGUCAUGAUGGCGUCAGACUGUGUGGCAGGUAGUGUCAGCCUGGUGUGUUAUAGGUAGCCAGUAGGAAGAUGGGCCCCUUGGCCAGUGCCGUCCGCUUACAGGUGGCAGCAACGCCCACCUGGGCACAGACCACCUGGGUAAUAAAGAGACAAGGAUGACACUUG